CCGCGGGCCAGAACCUUACAGGUCGGUCUUCCGGACCGUGGUGAUCGUCGCGAGCGUCUGCGCCUCGAUACUCGUCGUUUCGGUAUUGGUGAUGACAGUCGCGCUGAGAAGGCGGCGCGUCAUGAGCGCGACAACGUUGGCGCAGCAGGAGCUGAACUCCCACAUCCCGACGACGUACAGCUUCCAAGAAUUGGAGGACGCGACGGGCGGAUUCAGCGAGGAAUUCCGACUGGGAGAAGGCGGGUUCGGCGAGGUGUACCGCGGGGUCAUGCCGCGGACGCAGGCGCUGGUGGCCAUAAAGCGGCUGAAAGAGCAGUCGCCUCAGGGCGAGGAGGAGUUCCUCUCGGAGGUCGCGGCCAUCACGCAGAUCCGGCACCGCCACGUGGUGCAGCUGCUGGGCUGGUGCGACCACCGCGGCGCCUACAUGCUCGUCUACGAGUACAUGCCCAACGGCAGCCUCGACAAGGUCCUCUUCGGCCCGCGCCGCGACGUCCUCUUGUGGCCGCGACGCAAGAGGAUCGUCGCGGGCGUGGCUGCGGCCCUCCACUACCUGCACGAAGGCUGGUCGAAGCAGGUCCUGCACCGCGACAUCAAAUCCAGCAACAUUCUGCUCGACUCGCUGUUCGAGGCGAAGCUCGGCGAUUUCGGCCUCGCAGUGACAGGGGAGCAUCAGAAGCUGCUGUCUUCGACCAAGGUCGUGGGCACCGAAGGCUACCUGGCUCCGGAGGCGGCCAUUCUCGGCAAGUACACCGCCAAGAGCGACGUGUACGCGUUCGGGAUCGUUCUUCUCGAGACUGCCACUGGCCGACGAGCCAUCGACACUCGAUUUCCCGAGAACGAGAUGAUUCUCGUCAAGUGGGUUUGGAGGUGUUUUCGUGAAGGCGAUCUUCUGCGCGCAGCCGACCCUCUGCUCGCGGGCAAGUUUCGAGUCUCCGAGAUGCGACAGAUGUUGUUGCUCGGUCUGCUCUGUGCGAAUCCGGACUCGAAUGCUCGCCCUUCGUCCCGCCAGAUUAUCCAGCGUCUGUUCGGAGAGGCUCCCAUUCUACCGUCUGCUGAUCCGGAAAGUUGUUUGAGAAACUGCCGAGGGCACUUUGAAGAGUAUUCAACCGAGCUGCUGUACCGACAUUAUUAACGAUCCCCAACAGCUGCAGCCUCCUCAUUGUCAUGGACACGAGCAUAGCGCAAACAUCUUGCACCAGCUCAAUCUUGUGAUACUGGGAUUCGUGAUUCCCGGUACGACUUGAUACAUGCCUGUACAUAUGCUCGAAUGUAUGAGCUCGGCCACGGAGUCCAGCUACAUGUGGAAUUCGCAGACCUUGACUGUAAAACUAAAGCCAGUUGUGAACAUGAGCAUUCAAGCUUAUGAAUUAAUCUGCCUGCCUGUAUUAAAUUGAAUUAGCCAUUGAUUUAGCUUCGUUACCGUAAACUAAAAUACAGAUUUAGUUUUCGAUUGAGUGAUUCCUUUGAAAUGACUAAGCAGGCAGCACUCCUUAUCCGUAUGCAAUGAAUACACUAAACCUGCUGGAGUUUCACAACGACGAAGGUAUUGUCUCAUGUCAUUUUUCGUGAUCUGUCAACUUAAUUGCAAGCGC
Molecule: messenger RNA, 1592 nt
Organism: Marchantia polymorpha subsp. ruderalis
Lineage: Eukaryota; Viridiplantae; Streptophyta; Marchantiopsida; Marchantiales; Marchantiaceae
Source: the annotation of a GenBank genome assembly